This is a messenger RNA of Hibiscus syriacus, 1688 nucleotides long. RefSeq names its product pentatricopeptide repeat-containing protein At5g56310. Gene Ontology annotation, biological process: RNA modification. The transcript has a single exon. The record is from RefSeq and is a predicted model, not a curated record. NCBI's taxonomy places the organism in Eukaryota, Viridiplantae, Streptophyta, Magnoliopsida, Malvales, Malvaceae. Gene Ontology annotation, molecular function: RNA binding; protein binding. The coding region runs from base 49 to 1662 and encodes 537 amino acids.
UCUUCUGAUAAAAAUUACCGGCGAUUUAUAGCUCAGCGGCACCGGCACAUGAGAGAGAGAUUGGGUUACUUGCUUAAGCGCUGCUCUAACCUGAAACAUGUUGAGACGGCUCAUGGGUUCAUGGUGCGUACAGCCCUCGAUCAUGGCAAUCUUCUUCUCAGCCAAUUCAUCGAAACGUGUUCUUCUCUGGGCCUCUCCGCCUACGCCCACUCCGUAUUCGCCGUCACUCCCCAACACCACCGCCACACAUACGUUUUCAACACCAUGAUCAAGGCGCUGACACUCUGUAACUCUGCCUUUGAGGCUCUCCUUGUUUACAAAACCAUGGGAAAGGCGGAGUUGCAACCCGAUUGUUACUCCUUUCCUUUUGCGCUGAAGGCGGUUGUCGAUCUUCGGGCACUUAGUCUGGGUACCCAGAUUCACUCUCAAACUACACGUACCGGGCUUGACUCCAAUAUUCACGUAGUUUCAGCUCUCAUUCAAAUGUACUCUUCGUGCGCAUGCAUUUUGGAUGCACGGAAGGUGUUCGAUGAUAUGCAGCUUAACUCCGUCUCUCCUGAUGAUGUUGUCGUUUGGUGUGCCAUGAUUACUGGGUAUGUUAAGGUUGGCGAUCCGGAAAAUGCAAUGGAUUUGCUGGACCGUAUGCCUCAAACUCAAACCAUUGGCGCCGGACUUGUUUCUUGGACGUCAGUGAUUUCAGGGUAUACUCAAACGGACCGUCCCAACAAGGCCAUAGCCGUGUUUCGCAGAAUGCGGUUGAAGAAUGUAGAGGCUGAUGAAAUAGCAAUGUUGGCUGUGCUUUCUGCUUGUGCGCAGUUAGGUGCCAUGCAUAUUCAAUUGGGGGAAUGCAUUCAUGGCUACAUUCAGAAACGCGGAUUCGAUCAAAUGGUUCCCCUUAAAAAUGCACUGAUUGAGAUGUAUUCGAAAUCAGGCAAUAUAAGUAAUGCAUUGCAGGUGUUCGACAAUAUGACUCAGAGAACUCUUAUAUCUUGGACAACGAUCAUAUCAGCAUUGGCGUUCCAUGGACUCGGAACACAAGCUCUUGACAUGUUCUCUCGGAUGGAAAUAGCUCAAAUUAAACCCAACGACAUCACUUUCAUUGCGGUCCUCUCCGCUUGCACUCAUGUAGGAUUGCUGGACUUAGGUCGCUACUAUUUUGAUGCUAUGCCAUACAAGUAUGGAAUUCAACCCCAGAUUCAGCACUACGGUUGCAUGAUCAACUUACUCGGUCGAGCUGGUUACCUAGCAGAAGCGGUCGAACUAGUUAGCCGGAUGCCAUUUUGGCCGAAUGCAGCUAUAUGGGGGUCUAUUCUUAGUGCUUCUAAUAUUCAUGGUGAUGCUGAGGUGGGAGAGUUAGCUUUGCUAAAUUUGAUAGAGUUGGAGCCUUGGAAUAGUGGGAACUAUGCACUUUUAUCUAAUAUAUAUGCUUCUUCUGGAAGGUGGGAUAAGUCGGUAAUGGCGAGGAAGAUGAUGAGGGACAAAGGUGUUCGGAAGAUGUCAGGUUGGAGUUUCGUUCUGGUGAGUAACAGAGCUCAUGAAUUCGUUGCCGGAGAUACAUCACACCCUCAAUUUGAAAUUAUACAAGGAACAUUGUUCAACAUGAACGAGCAUAUAAAAAUUGCUCAUUGUAUUCCGGUGAUCGAAUUCAGUGGAAUUCAAUGAGCUUCUUGAUUUUGAUGGAUGCAUCU